Cynara cardunculus var. scolymus (artichoke) is the source of this 1222-nucleotide messenger RNA. RefSeq names its product extensin. The transcript is spliced from 3 exons. The record is from RefSeq and is a predicted model, not a curated record. NCBI's taxonomy places the organism in Eukaryota, Viridiplantae, Streptophyta, Magnoliopsida, Asterales, Asteraceae. Bases 1 to 912 code for a protein of 303 amino acids.
AUGGCUCACGAAAACAUGUUGGUCCACAUGAGCCAAUCCUAUAUAGAUUCCAAAACUAUUUCAGAUGCAAGAUUACCAGGAGCAUUGACGUUAUCGUCGAGAUAUCACGUUGUAAAUCGUCUAGCGGAUGAUUUCCCUUUGCCUCCUGUUGAUCCUCUUUCUCCUGUUUUACCCGAGGCUUAUUGCUCCUAUCCACCUGGUUCUUCUCCGCCUUCCACCACCAGUCUGCCGACACCGACAUCACCUGGCUUUUCUCCGCCUUCUACCACCAGUCUGCCGCCACCAGCAUCGCCUGCCUUUUCUCCGCCUACCACCACCAGUCCACCAGUAUCAGUAUCACCCACUAUUGGAUCUUACACCCCAUCACCAUCACCGCCAGCAUCAUCUUCUUCUUCCUCCUAUCCUACGCCACCUUUCUCUUAUUCUACUCCUUCCACGCCACCCACUACUACCACCCCAGGCUCACCCGCCACCUAUCAACCCAGCCCUGUUAUGAGCCCUCCUUAUAAUUUUGAACCCAGCCCACCAACAUUCUCAUUUCCUUCUCCUACAGGGUUCAUACCUGCCCCACCUCUCUUUGAACCACCAGUUGUGUACCCUCCUCCGACAGGACCACCACCUGCUCAUAGUGAGCCAGAGUCUGCACUAUGGUGUGUGGCAAAACCUUCAGUUCCAGAUCCGAUCAUUCAAGAAGCCAUGAACUAUGCUUGCGGUUCUGGAGCCGACUGUGAAUCACUGCAGCCAAAUGGAGACUGCUAUCAGCCCGACACAUUGUUUGCACAUGCUUCUUAUGCAUUCAAUAGUUACUGGCAAAGAACAAAAGUGGCUGGAGGUACCUGUGAAUUUGGCGGCUCCGCCAUGCUUGUCACCGUUGAUCCAAGUUAUGAUGGGUGCCAUUUCAUCUACUUCUAAUUGGGAGUUCCAUUUACAUGAUUAGAGAUAACUUUUUGUAAGUAACAAAGUGAAAUAGAGAUAGAAUAUAUAUUCAUAUCUCAAAAAUAUGAUUUGGGGUUUAGAGUACAUAUAUACUCUAUUACUAUGUCUUUGAAAUAAAUGUAAUGGAAGUUGUGAACAGUGACUCUUGUGAGAAGUAUAAAUGUUAUGUUCUUUUUAGACAUUUUGCAAACUAAUAAAUUGCUAACUCUGAAAAGGUUUAAAAUUUCAAUAUAAGGGUCGUAAAGAUCCAUUGAUACCAUCAAACCAACCUGAAACUAUCCAGAUG